Messenger RNA from Schizosaccharomyces osmophilus, 480 nucleotides. RefSeq names its product Golgi multispanning membrane VanZ-like family protein. Bases 1 to 480 code for a protein of 159 amino acids. The transcript has 5 exons. The record is from RefSeq and is a predicted model, not a curated record. NCBI's taxonomy places the organism in Eukaryota, Fungi, Ascomycota, Schizosaccharomycetes, Schizosaccharomycetales, Schizosaccharomycetaceae.
AUGAUGCUCCCAUCUUAUUUACAGUUUGCAAUUCGAAAGCGUGUUUUGGUCGUCUUUAUAGUGUUACUCAUUAUUGCUACGUAUUUGGGAUUUGCACCUGUUUUGCCCAUUCCAGUGAAUGACAAGCUUUGUCAUUUCGUCGUGUUCUUUCUACUCAGUUUGGUUUUCUAUUGGGUUUUUGAUUUGUCCCGCCGCCGUGCUACUCAACUCACUUUAGUUGUUUGUGGGCUUGUUGGUUGCGUUGGUUCAGAAUUCGUUCAAGCGUUUCUUACUUUACGAACCUUUGACGUCUUUGAUAUUUUGGCCAAUUUGGUGGGUUGUGGUCUUUCUCUUAUGAUAAAUGUCAUGUAUCAUAAGCGACGCCUUGAAAAACUCCAUUUCCAACGAUAUGGUCGUUUAGAUUCCGCUGAAGAUGAUUUAGAACUACAAGCUCGAGAAUCCGAAGAUGCAGAUGGAGUUAACGCUAAUCGUUCAGCCUAA